AUGGAACCCCCAAAGCUGCUGAGCACUGGAUUUCUGCUGUGCUCUCUGACUUGCCUCUUGUUGGAAACUGUCGCUUUGUCUCUGUCACCUUUAUCUGCCUUCGGAAAACAAGACCAGGAUGGAUUGGAACCACGCUCAAGGGAAACUUCCAGGUCCUGGCUGAGCAACUUCAGUGAUUACCUGUGGGAUCUCAUCAGGAGCUCCAUCCCUACAGCUGCCAUUUUUGCUUUUCUGAUCAUUUCAGCGAUCAUGGGGACCCUCUGUUGCCUCACGUAAGCUGCUGGGGGGAGGAGAGGGGGAACCGAGGGAGAGGCAGGAACAGCCAAGUUCCACA
Lagenorhynchus albirostris (white-beaked dolphin) is the source of this 334-nucleotide messenger RNA. It is a transcript of the gene SMIM9, whose product is annotated as small integral membrane protein 9. The record is from RefSeq and is a predicted model, not a curated record. Lineage: Eukaryota; Metazoa; Chordata; Mammalia; Artiodactyla; Delphinidae. The transcript is spliced from 2 exons. The coding region runs from base 1 to 276 and encodes 91 amino acids.